UCCGGAGUUUCGGACCAGCGCUGCCACUAAGCAAACUGCAGCUCGCAUCUCUCUCUCCAUGGCGGCGCCGGCGCCGGAGCCCGCGGCCGAGCCAUCGGCGACGCUGAGCAUCUACAAAGCGGCGCGGAGCAUCAAGAGGCGGGCGAGCACGCUGUACAACGCUCUGCGGAGCGUGGCGGAGGACGCGGCCUUCGUGGCGGAGGUCGCGGCCCUGUGGCCGGCGCUGCCGCUGGUCGCCAACCUCCGCUGCGGCCUCUGGUACGCGCCGCCCCGGGCCUUCGCCGCCACCUGCUACUUCAAGUCCACCGACGGCCACGCCGGGAACUGGUCUUUCUCGACCGCACGCCUCAACCUCCACCUCGCUCUACUCGCCGGGAACAGAGGAGGGUGCAUAAUAGUUGAUUCAACAAGGAGAGGGAAACGAUUCCCUGAUAGUAUGUCAAAGACCAUACCUAUUUGGUGCUGUGUCCUGAACCGAGCAAUUGAGAGGCAUCGGCUGCGGGCUAUCCACAAGGGUGGUGAAGUGAAUUGUGAAGUGUCAUCUACUAUGCUGAAUGGAGAGACCAAAAGUAACUCCUUUUCAUCUAACUGGGAUAGCUCAGUGCAUCUUCCUGUAUGGGUUCUAGGCACUGAGAAAAAUGCUAUUGAGGGGCGCAUUGAGGAAUGGACAGAUCAAUUUGAAUCAUGUGGAGCAGACAUUCAUUCACUUGCAAUAAGUUUGCAAAAGCCACUACGUCCUCUAUGGAUAUCACAAAGGACACGCAUAUGGUUAAAUGAAGUGCCAGAGAUUGAGUCAUGGGAUUUCAUUCCUAUCAUACUAAUUUCUGCAUCAGCAUCGGAUGCAGUUGCUACGCAAAGGAUGUCUUCAGAAUUCAGCUGGCAAUAUAUCCCCGGAGCAGGAGAUGAUGAAGAGAGUUGGGCACGUGGUCUAACUCCUACCUUAUUCUGGAAACAUUCAUAUGACCUUCUUGAUGCUGGACCAGAUCAUUGUAACCAGUUAGUUGCAGAUAUUGUUGAAAAGGAUAGGGUUUAUCGUGUGCAGAGAGGUGAACAUUCUCCUCAAAUUACAGCUAAGCCUCUGAAGGGCUAUGAUGAUCUCAAAUGUAAUGAUGAUCGUACAAGCACUAUGUGGCCUAUGAACUCGGACCCCUGUACCAGUGCAACAGAUGCGCAAUGUUCCAAUAGUGGUCAUCUUCUCUUCUGGAUUGGAACAUCAAACCUUGCAGUAUCAUCUACUCUCCAAGUUGCAGAUGCCUUAGUUGGCGUGGACUGCAUACUGAACUGUGACAGCACAUCAAAGUUACCUUCUAAUUCAUCAGAAAAUUCUUACCUUGAGCUAUCUAUUGUGGGCUCAAAGGAUGACCGAUUUUCAUUGAUGAAAAACCUUUCAAAGGCAAUUGACUUUGCUAGGAGGAAUUUGCUUGCUGGGAGAAAAAUACUAGUAUGCUGUCAAAAUGGAGAAGAUAUAAGUAUUUGUGUGGCCUUGGCAAUAGUGACAUUGUUGUUCGAUGAUAACGGAUGCUUUGACUCUGGCAAUUCUUUCAUGAAAAGAGACAUCACAAAGUUGGAGAUGAGGAAGAGGCUGGUAUUCAUUUGCAAAUUUGCAGUAAACGCGCGGCCAUCUAGAGGAAACUUGAAGCAGGUUUAUGGUUUCCUCAGCAAUGAAAAGGAACGUCUGUCACGUUUGACAUAGCUUCGUCUUGUUGUCUUAAGCUGCUGUUUCCAUCCCUUGCAAUAUGCAUCAGAUGAGGUAUUAGUUAUGAUUCAUUGCCUGCAUGCAUGGAGCUCUCUAUUGGUUUGAACUUCAGAGUUGGUCUUUCACGCCAUUUUAUGAGAUAUGGCUAUACUGGGAAACAAUAGUUCCCCAGGGAUUGCUAAGCCCCAGACAAACUAUGACAAAUGAUCUCAUACUGGGAUUAGCAUUUGAGGCUGAGGUUUAUUAGUACAAGUUCGGUACAAAAA
Messenger RNA from Panicum hallii, 1962 nucleotides. RefSeq names its product tRNA A64-2'-O-ribosylphosphate transferase. Gene Ontology annotation, cellular component: cytoplasm. The record is from RefSeq and is a predicted model, not a curated record. The transcript is spliced from 7 exons. Gene Ontology annotation, biological process: charged-tRNA amino acid modification. NCBI's taxonomy places the organism in Eukaryota, Viridiplantae, Streptophyta, Magnoliopsida, Poales, Poaceae. Gene Ontology annotation, molecular function: tRNA adenosine(64)-2'-O-ribosylphosphate transferase activity. Bases 59 to 1693 code for a protein of 544 amino acids.